Messenger RNA from Cutaneotrichosporon cavernicola, 2832 nucleotides. RefSeq lists its product as uncharacterized. Gene Ontology annotation, cellular component: retromer, cargo-selective complex; late endosome; retromer complex. The record is from RefSeq and is a predicted model, not a curated record. Lineage: Eukaryota; Fungi; Basidiomycota; Tremellomycetes; Trichosporonales; Trichosporonaceae. Gene Ontology annotation, biological process: intracellular protein transport; retrograde transport, endosome to Golgi. The transcript is spliced from 5 exons. The coding region runs from base 1 to 2832 and encodes 943 amino acids.
AUGUCGGUCUCAGAGGAUCCAAAGAUCCUCGCCGACGCCCUCAAUGUCGUCAAAGUACAGACUGUACAGCUCCGGCGGUGUCUCGAGGCAGAGGAGAUCAUGGAGGCUCUCAAGGCCGCAUCAACCAUGUUGUCCGAGCUUCGCACCUCGUCCCUCUCGCCGAAACAGUACUAUGAGCUGUACAUGGCUGUCUUUGACAGCCUCCGAUACCUCAGCACGUACCUGUACGAAGCGCACGUCGACGGACGGCAUCAUCUGGCCGACCUCUACGAGCUUGUCCAGUACGCCGGUAACAUUGUACCCCGCCUGUACCUCAUGAUUACGGUCGGGUCGGUGUACAUGUCCAUUCCGGACGCACCAGUGCGCGAGAUCAUGAAGGACAUGCUCGAGAUGUCCCGUGGCGUGCAGCAUCCGACACGAGGCCUGUUCCUCCGCCACUACCUCUCGGGCCAGACGCGUGAUUUCCUCCCUGUCGGAAGCGAGGACGGACCUUUGGGCAACCUGCAGGACUCGAUCGGUUUCGUGCUUACCAACUUCAUCGAGAUGAACAAGCUGUGGGUGCGGCUGCAGCACCAGGGCCAUUCGCGUGAGCGCGAGAAGCGCGAAAUGGAGCGGCGCGACCUGCGCAUUCUUGUUGGCACCAACCUCGUGCGCCUCUCGCAGCUCGAGGGAGUGGAGGUCGAGAUGUACCAGAAGAUGAUCCUGCCAGCGGUCCUCGAGCAAGUUGUCAACUGCAAGGAUGUCAUCGCGCAGGAGUACCUCAUGGAGGUAGUUAUACAGGUAUUCACAGACGAGUUCCACCUGCACACGCUUCCACAGUUCCUCGGCGCAACAGCGCAGUUGCACCCCCGCGUCAACGUCAAGCAGAUUGUCAUCGCUCUCAUCGACAGAUUGGCUGCGUUUGCCGCGCGUGAGGCAGAGAAUGAGGAUCCCGACGAGAAGAAGCGAGGAGAAGAGGAGGCUGCCCGUCGCUUAGCGGACAAGGUCAAGGGCAUGCGCAUCAAGGGCUCACCACCAACAUCGCCCACGGAGGCAAAGUUACCCUCGCCUCGGCCGGCCGAGGCGGACGAGUGGGCUAACACGUCGGUCGCGGACGGUGCAGAAACGGAAGGCCAGGGGAGCGAAGGAGAGAACAAGGAGACGGUGGACGAGUCCAAGGAGAACGGUGGCGCCGAGGGAGAGAAGAAUGAGGAGGAGACUGCCGAGCCAGAGAAGCCUGCGCCGCACAAGUUGAGGACAUUCCGCGGCAUCCCCGAGGACGCACACCUGUUCGAGGUGUUCUGGCAACAGAUCGUGGAGCUGAUUAAGGCUCGCCCAGAUCUGUCCGUCCAGGACAUCACCGCGUUGUUCGUGUCGCUCGCCAACCUCUCUCUCAGCUGUUAUCCAGACCGGCUCGAGUACAUUGACCAGAUCCUGUCGUACGCGACGACGAAGGUCCACGACUACCAGAACUCGCCCGACCUCCAUGCCCCGCAGACAACUGCCAACCUUUUAGCACUUCUUCUCGCCCCGAUCCUUUCUUACCUCUCUGUCCUCACCCUGCUCGCCAUACCCAGCUACAUCCCCCUGCUUUCUGUGCAGCCUUACACGACCCGCGCGUCCAUUGGCCAGGCAGUCGUGUCCAGUGUUCUCAAGAAUGACACUCUCAUUGAGACAACCUCUGACGUCGAAGGAGUCCUCGGCCUCUGUGCCGUGCUCGUGCGCGACCAGAAGGACUCGGCUAGCGGAGCACCCCGUCACGCCCGUCAACCGAUUGACCUGCGCGAGAUGGCUGAGGAGCAGGGCUGGGUUGCACGUAUGGUGCACCUGUUCCGCUCCGAAGAUCUGCACGUCCAGUUUGACCUGUUACAGACGGCCAACAAGCUGUUAGCCGAGGGCGGCGAACGGAUCCGCUGGACCUUCCCGCCCCUUAUUGCAAGCAGCAUCCAGCUUGCACGGAGAUUCAAGACGCGACAGCCGGACGAGAAGGACUGGGAGCAGCGCGUCACAUCGCUGUUCAAGUUUAUUCACCGCCUCAUCUCGAUCUUGUAUACGAAGGUCGAGGCACCAGAGACUUGCCUCCAACUUUUCCUCUUGGCAGGACAGGUUGCCGACGACUGCGGCCUCGAGGAGCUGGCAUACGAGUUCUUCGUGCAGGCGUUCGUCAUCUACGAGGAGAGCAUCUCCGAGUCGCGGGCACAGCUCCAGGCCAUCACUGGGAUCAUCUCGGCGCUGCAGAGCUCUCGCGUCUUCGGGCCGGAUAACUACGAUACGCUCAUUACCAAGGCGGCGCUUCACGGGUCCAAGUUGCUCAAGAAGAGCCACCAGGCGACGGCUGUGCUGUACGCGUCGCACAUGUGGUGGCAGACAGAUGAGCCUGGGCGGGAGCGGCACGAGGUCAACAAGCCACUGCGCGACGGCAAGCGUGUGCUCGAAUGUCUGCAGAAGAGUCUGCGCAUCGCUACGGGCUGCAUUGACGAGCUCACCAGUGUGCAGCUGUACGUCGACGCGCUCGACCGCUACAUCUACUACUUUGAGCAGGGUGUCGAGGCCGUCACACCAAAGUACAUCAACUCUCUCGUCGAACUCAUCACUUCCAACAUUGACGCGGUGCACUCCACGGACGUGCACCCCGCCUCGGCGAGCCCACCUGGUCUCAUCGACGGCAUCAACACGCCCGACAUGAUUGUUAAGCACUUUACCAACACGCUCCGGUGCAUCCGUAACAAGCAGACGUUGCAUGCCCAGCGGCGCGAGCCCGAGGACGAGGAAGACGGCGAGGAGCGCCCGCUUGUCGUUGACUGGAGCGCGGUGGAUGUUGUCGGCGGCUGCCUGAAGAUGGGCAUCGCGUAG